GACGGACAAACACCUCCAUCUUCUGCUACGAAUUGAAAUUUCACAAAUGUGACGGUUGACAGUCUGACAUCCCAUUUCGUUCCCAAGUGACACCCUGACUUAUCUGUUUUUUUCUCAGAAUUCACACUUAUCCUAAACAAACCAACCAUUUAUUAAUCUCUGUUUUAGUAUUAGUAUAUAUAAAGUAAAAAUAGCAAAUUCGUUGCAGCACAAAAGGCCGAGAACCACGGGUCUAUUGUAUAUAUAAGGUAGAACAAACAAAAUUCUAAUAAGUUGCUAGCAAAAAUGGAGGUGACCAGUUCUAAAAUUGAUAACAAAGACACAAUCCCUAGUCCAGUGACUGCGAAUUCGCGGUUUUUUAUUGUGAAUCACGAAGCUGGAGGAAUUUUGGACCUCCUACGUUUCCUCGUAUCGGGUAACAAACAAAGCGGUCAAAAAUUUCUUCGGUAUUCCGACGGCGAUGCGUUGGAAGAGUCGCGACGUGCCGAUGAUAGUGGCGGUGGUGGAGAGGGUCCUGAUCAUAGAUGGGUUAUAUUUGUGUCCGUUAUAGUGCGGAAAUUAAUCGCCAUUUUCGGUAAACCCAUGGAGUGGUUUGGGUAUCUCGUCGAGUUCAUUCUCAACCUUCUAUCUCUCAAUGGCAACUUUUUUGGCCUUUUCUACAAUAUCUUGCAUGGAAAGGUGGUGAUGCCACAGAGAGGGUCAGAAACGUUUAUAAGUGCUAUUGGGCAUUUAGAUGGGCGUAUAAACUUAUACAAGAGUGAGACAUUAACCAAGGAAAUUGGAGAGCCUGAUUUCUGGCAGAAAAAUAUUCAACUUGGAAUAGGACACAGAGCCCUUAUGGACCUCUGUAUGAUGGCUUCAAAGUUGGCCUACGAGAAUGCAAAGGUCGUUCAGAAUGUCAUUAAUAUUCACUGGAAGAUGCAUUUUGUGGAUUUCUACAAUUGCUGGAAUGAUUUCGAGAAAGAGAUGUCCACCCAGGUUUUUAUACUGUGCGAUAAACCAAAAGAUGCAAACUUGAUAGUCAUUAGCUUCAGGGGCACAGAGCCUUUUGAUGCUGAUGACUGGAUCACUGAUUUUGACUACUCUUGGUACGAGAUUCCAAAACUUGGCAAAGUACACAUGGGAUUCUUGGAAGCCUUAGGUUUAGGGAGCAGAGCUAAAGCCUCUACGUUUCAUGAACAACUGUUCAUGAAUAAUCAGAAGUUCACCAAGUUAGAGAAUGAUGCAACUAUUGCUCCUUCAGAAAGUUCUGAAUCUUCUACCAUAUUCAGUGAUUCUGAUGCACAGAGUGUGUCAGACCAGUCUUCUGACUCAGAACGGCCUGCUGAUACCGGCUCGAAGAAGUUCAAACUAGAUAUGCCAGAGAGGACCGCAUACUAUGUUGUCAGAAGUAAACUCAAAAGGUUACUCAAAGAGCACAAGAAUGCAAAGUUUGUUUUUACAGGCCAUAGCUUGGGUGGAGCAUUAGCUAUAUUAUUCCCGGCAGUCCUAGUACUGCAUGAGGAGAUGAAUGUCAUGGAACGAUUAUUGGGAAUAUAUACAUAUGGGCAGCCAAGGGUUGGGAACAGAGAGUUAGGUAGGUUCAUGGAAGCCCAUUUGGAACAUCCAGUCCCAAAGUACUUCAGAGUUGUUUAUUCCAAUGAUCUUGUGCCAAGAUUACCUUAUGAUAAUAAAACAUUCCUGUAUAAACACUUUGGGAUUUGCCAGUACUACAACAGCUUAUACGUUGAGCAGAACGUCGAUGAAGAGCCAAACAGAAACUAUUUUGGGCUGCGAUUUUUGAUACCUCUGUAUCUGAAUGCUUGGUGGGAGCUAAUCAGAAGCUUUACAAUGGGUCACAUGUACGGAUCUGAGUAUGAGGAGUGCUGGGAAUCAGUCUUGCUUCGUGUGCUAGGACUUUACCUUCCUGGUAUUUCUGCUCACAGCCCAGUUGAUUAUAUCAACUCGGUCAGACUUGGAAGGGAGAGAAGUACCCAAAUGUCGUCUUUGUAGAAAUAUUGAUCAUGCAUUUCCUAUCAUAAGUAGGGAUCCAGUUUAGUUUUUGAAAGUUGUUUUGGAGUUCGUUUAUCGAAAGUAAACUUGUUGCAGCUUUUUGUUUAUGAGUUCGUCAGUGUUUUUUAUCUUCAAAUAAGACUUUCCUUUGUAGAAUAUGAGCUGUUAUUAUACAUUAAAGAGUGGAUUUGGAUAAGAUAUUGGACACCGGAGGUUCCUC
This is a messenger RNA of Solanum dulcamara, 2212 nucleotides long. RefSeq names its product triacylglycerol lipase OBL1-like. The record is from RefSeq and is a predicted model, not a curated record. The coding region runs from base 286 to 1992 and encodes 568 amino acids. The transcript is spliced from 5 exons. Gene Ontology annotation, molecular function: triacylglycerol lipase activity. Lineage: Eukaryota; Viridiplantae; Streptophyta; Magnoliopsida; Solanales; Solanaceae. Gene Ontology annotation, biological process: lipid metabolic process.